CUCAGCUCCUUGAGUAUCCCAAUCUUUCCUUUCCUUCACCUUGAGCGCGACAGACACCUUCGAACCAGACAACAUGCUCCGACACGUCCGACGUCUGGCGACCUCAGCCACCGGCGCGCUCCCAGACCUAGUCGGCACCGCACCCUCGCACCGGUCCUACAUCUUCCUGCACACACCACAGCCACCGUCAGAGUACCCGGCCAGGUACGCGACGCCGCUGCAGCGCGCGCUGCUCCUGCGCACCGUGAAGUGGGGCGGGUCCGUCAACUUCUCGUGGUCCCCUGAGCAGCCUGCGUAUCCUAUUGCGGCUUCAGGAGACCAAGCUUACCAUCUUACGGCGUUCUCAAGGAACGGGCGACUGGCGCUCGAGGGCGUGCGGAUGGAGAAUGUGGAGGAGGUUGCGAAGAGGUUGCAGGAGCAUGCUGAGGGCGGUGCGAUCGCUGUGAAGAAGGAUGAGGACGUGCACCUGUACGUGUGCACGCAUGGCUCGAGGGAUUGUCGGUGUGGAGAUACUGGCGGGGCGGUUGUGCGGGCUCUACAGGAAGAGCUGAAGAGACGGAACGCGCAGGAUCCCAAUGGUCCUAGCAGUCGCGUGAAGGUUGCGGAGACAGCCCAUGUCGGUGGCCACAAAUACGCAGCAAACAUCCUCGUAUAUCCUCAUGGCGAAUGGCUUGGAUAUGUGGAGCCGGAGGAUGUUCCUGCUGUGCUUGACGCCGUCUUCAAGCGCCCAACGCGACCUGCGAGCGCGUCAGAUCCACCUCUCUGCCCUCCUCAUUGGAGAGGUCGGAUGGGUCUGGCAAAAGACGAACAGAUUGAGCUCUUCCAAGCUACCGCCCAAGCUGCAUGAGCGUUCGAACUGCUGACCC
Molecule: messenger RNA, 866 nt
Organism: Coniophora puteana RWD-64-598 SS2
Lineage: Eukaryota; Fungi; Basidiomycota; Agaricomycetes; Boletales; Coniophoraceae
Exons: 3
Coding region: 74-847 (257 amino acids)
Source: RefSeq, a predicted model, not a curated record